CACUCCAAAUCGUUUCAACGUGCAUCUCAUUCCUAUAGUCAGUUCUUCAAAAAGGAUAGGCAGUAUCUGAUAUCUAAAAUCGAUUUACGGUCCUCCAACAUCACGAUGUGGAGAACAUUGUUGACACUGUCGAUAGUCAGCUUACCUCUGGCUAUGCCAGCUCCUCAAAAGAAAGAUUGUGAGUGUGUGCCAUAUUAUCGAUGCAAAGUUCAACCUCUGCUGGAACAAGGUGCAGGGCUGAUUAAUAUCAGUGUAUCAAAUUCAUGCACGGACUUCCUAAAUAUCUGCUGUGACACAUCAGAAACGAUAAAAGAUAUUACAAUUAUACCACCGCCAAUUGUGAAUUAUGGUUGUGGAAGAAGAUACCCCAACGGUGUUGAAUUUAAAAUUACCGGUGACUUCGACAACAAAGCGCAAUUCGGUGAAUUCCCAUGGAUGGUGAUCAUAUUACGGAAAGACCAAGAUAAGAAAUUUGAAUUUCAAUGCGGGGGUUCUUUAAUUCACAAGCAGGCUGUUUUAACCUCAGCUAGUUGUGUGCAUAGGAUAAACCCGUCCAAAUUAAAAAUUCGUGCUGGAGAAUGGAACAGACUGUCUAGUAAUGAACCUUUUCCUUAUCAGGAUCGCAAUGUAAAAAAUAUAAUCGUUCAUGAAAAGUUCAAUUCUAGGCCUUCACGCUACGAUUUCGCCAUCUUGAUUUUGUCUGAGCCAGUAAAUAUUACGCUACACGUGAACGUCGUUUGUCUGCCGGAACAAAACACUGUAUUUAAUAAUUCAUCAUGUUACGUUAGUGGUUGGGGAACGGACGAAUUGGGUGGGGAUAUACAGACAAUCUUGAAAAAGAUUGAUGUGCCGAUAAUGCCACGUGAUCUAUGUCAGGAUAGGCUACAAUCUAAGAAAAAAGACAUCGUUCUUCACGAGGGCUUUAUAUGUGCCGGGGGAGAGGGUAAAGAUACUUGCAUGGGUGAUUCGGGAAGUCCGCUUGUAUGUCCAAGUAAAAAUGAUCCCGGAAGAUAUGUACAAGCAGGUAUUGUAUCAUGGGGAAUUGGUUGUUAUUUGGACAGAAUUCCGUUUGUUAACGCCGACGUUGCAUUUGCACGUGGUUGGAUCGACGAACAAAUGACACUUCAUAAUUUGGAUAAUACCUCUUAUCAACCUUCAACAUAGAUUGAUUGGCUACUUUACAACUUUAUAUGGAUAAAAAUCAAUAUCGUUUGCUGCAGUGAAACUGUUGUAUUGCUUAUUAUUUUGCUUUAUAUUUUAAUGUUCUAUACGAAAAGUGCAAUAAAAAGAUGUUAAAUAUAA
Messenger RNA from Eufriesea mexicana, 1302 nucleotides. RefSeq names its product trypsin 3A1. Gene Ontology annotation, molecular function: serine-type endopeptidase activity. The transcript is spliced from 6 exons. The coding region runs from base 106 to 1164 and encodes 352 amino acids. Lineage: Eukaryota; Metazoa; Arthropoda; Insecta; Hymenoptera; Apidae. Gene Ontology annotation, biological process: proteolysis. The record is from RefSeq and is a predicted model, not a curated record.